UCUGCAGCAUGCGUUCUUUUGAAGAAAGGGAAAAUCGAAUUAGCCUUAAUCAAAAGAAUAAAAAGGGCAUCUGCAGUCAGUGGUCAUAAAAAGGGGAAGGAAGUGCAAAGAGAGACCAUUUUCCAAACACCACCUCGUCAUUCAUUGUGCUCUAAAUCUCCUUUAACUCAUAAUUUUCAGGCAGGCGCAGGCGCAAUAGUUACACCCAGCAGCACCUGAUAGUAGAAGCGGGAAGUGGAAUGACUCAUUGAGAAACGGUCUGUCUCGGCCGUAGCGUGCAGAGAACAAAAGCUUUCCAACCGACGGUGCUCCGCUACCAGCCCCGAUGGGUACAGCGCCACUGUGGGCAGUUCUGCCGCCCCUCCUGAUGAUACUGUCACAAACAUCAGGUUUGGACAGCCAGGAUGCUUCCGACCUUCGACGCACUCGAAACGAUCUGUCCCCACAGGUCAGGCAGCAUCAACUCGACCGUAAAAAAACAUUAUCCUUUCUCAGACCACGGCAACCUAAAUACAUCCUUGACCAGUGGCCUUUGUCAGCUGUUGACCACAGACAACAGAAAAAGUUAAAGCACAGAAUGUUUGUCCGACAGCGCCGGGGAUCCCAUCAAUACGACGUACCCCAGAUUGAGUGCCCACCAGCAGAAGAUGGAACUGAUAGAUUUGCCUGCCCCACCCCUGACAGAAUGAGUCGGUACCGAUGCAUAGAUGAUCACGAGCUGUGUGAUGGUUUCAUUGAUUGUCCACAAGGGGAGGAUGAAGAUAGACAAGCUUGCAUGUUUUACAAGACGACGAAAGUACAUCUCGAUGUAUUGGCUGAUGCUUUAUUAAGAUGGGCCCGGGGACGCUAUUAGAAAGAGAGAGAGAACGUUCCAGAUGAAAAUCCAUUCUUCGGGUUAUUGCCCCAACCAAGAUUACAACCGUGCUUUUUUAAAUUUAGCCUCGGACUCUUGUUCUGUUUUUCAUUUACCACUAAUAGGGGGAACUUAUCUUUCAAAAUUGCAAAAUUAAAUAAUAUUUCUGUAUAUUUAACCGUUAGGUUACAAUUCUUUUGAAUUUUUUUUUUUUUGUUUAUGUCAUCUUCUUCAGGACAAUUAGUGCGUUGUAUGUCCGGCUGAACUCUCUGCCUACAAGGUCACAGUCUGCCACUAGACAAUCCACAAAACCUUUUAAACUCUAUACAUUCAAAUGUUUUUGUAUUUGUUGUGUCCUCAUUUGCCUCUUAUGUCUUAGGUUGUGUUUCUGUUAUUAAAGGCAAGUAAAAUAGUUUAAAAUCUAAUUCUAAGUCACAAGUCAAGCACGAGGAAACUUCUCUUCCUUUACUUGUCAUAUGCGCAUAUCUAGAAAAUAUAAUAGUUCCCUGUUUUUUGUGAAUUUUAGCCCAAUUACGAUACUUUCUAUUUUAAUACAAAAUAUACAGGUUACCAGAAUUUUAGUUUAUUAUAUCGCCUGUGAACUUGUUUUUUCUUUUGUUAGUUGGCAUUCCUAGCAUUUGACUCUCUCGUCAACAGUUGUCUGGCACUCGAUUGAUUAUCACCAGAUUAUUCACAAAAAGAAGCUCUCAUUCAGGGUGCUACAAAUAGGUAAUUAAUGCUGGUGUUGUAUGUUUAAAUGAAAGUUGUUAACUGUUGACGAUAUGAUAUUCACUAUUAAACUUACAAAGAA
Molecule: messenger RNA, 1664 nt
Organism: Limulus polyphemus (Atlantic horseshoe crab)
Lineage: Eukaryota; Metazoa; Arthropoda; Merostomata; Xiphosura; Limulidae
Exons: 3
Coding region: 326-853 (175 amino acids)
Biological process (GO): positive regulation of MAPK cascade
Cellular component (GO): terminal bouton
Molecular function (GO): protein binding; transmembrane receptor protein tyrosine kinase activator activity
Source: RefSeq, a predicted model, not a curated record